Molecule: messenger RNA, 1089 nt
Organism: Trichoderma gamsii
Lineage: Eukaryota; Fungi; Ascomycota; Sordariomycetes; Hypocreales; Hypocreaceae
Exons: 2
Coding region: 1-1089 (362 amino acids)
Molecular function (GO): oxidoreductase activity
Source: RefSeq, a predicted model, not a curated record
AUGCCGCGUGUUAUCACUUUGAAGCAAGUUGAGGGCAAGCCUGGAGAAGUCUACUAUCCCAUCCAAAUCAAGGAAGUCCCCAAGCCCACACCGGGCCCCGGCGAGGUCCUCGUCCGCAUCUCCGCCAUAGCCCUCAACCACCGAGAUCUCUUCAUCCGUCGCCACCAGUAUCCCGCCAUUUCAUUCACCAACCCCAUGUUUGCCGAUGGUUAUGGAACCGUGGUCGAAACUGGGCCGGAUGUCACCCGCAAAGAUCUCCUUCACAAGGCCGUCCUGCUAACGCCUAUGCGUGGGUGGGAGGCUGACCCCGCCGGGCCUGAAGAUGCCAGAGGGUUUGCCGUCAUUGGCAGCAGCAGGCUCACCGAGGCUGCAACUGGGCAGGACUACGCCGUUGUGCCUGAAGAUGAAGUGGUUCUCGCGCCAGAGCACCUCACGCCCGGCGAAGGCGCCGCGCUGCCUCUGGUGGGACUCACAGGAUGGAGAGCCCUGGUAACCAAGAGCAACGCUGCUUUCCCCGGGAGCAACAUCCUCGUCACGGGCAUUGGCGGUGGAGUUGCGUUGUCGGUUCUGCAGUUUGCCGUCGGCUUUGGAUGCAACGUCUUCGUCACAUCCGGCGACCCGGAGAAGCUUGAGCGGGCCAAGGCUUUGGGCGCAAAGGGAGGCGUCAACUACAAGUCUGAGACGUGGGAGAAGGAUCUGGCUGCUCUGCUGCCCAAAGACCGACCCUAUCUUGAUGCCAUCAUCGACGGUGCUGGUGGGCCAAUUAUCAAAAAGACCAUCCGCAUCUUGAAGCCCGGCGCGGUCAUCUCCCAGUAUGGCAUGACGGUGUCUCCCAAGAUGGACUGGCUGAUGCAAGCCGUGCUGGCCCACGUCGAGCUCAAGGGCGUUACAAUGGGGUCGAAGAAGGAGUUUAAGGACAUGGUGGCGUUUGUCAGAGAAAAGAAGAUUAGGCCAGUUAUUAGCAAGACGAUCAAGGGCUUGGGAGACCUCGAGGCCAUCGACAAACUAUUCGAGGAGAUGGAGCAUGGAAGGCAGUUUGGCAAGCUGGUGAUUGAGGUUGACUCCGAAGCAUCCUCUCCAAGGCUGUAA